Molecule: messenger RNA, 1720 nt
Organism: Quercus robur (English oak)
Lineage: Eukaryota; Viridiplantae; Streptophyta; Magnoliopsida; Fagales; Fagaceae
Product: callose synthase 3-like
Exons: 12
Coding region: 142-1110 (322 amino acids)
Biological process (GO): (1->3)-beta-D-glucan biosynthetic process
Cellular component (GO): 1,3-beta-D-glucan synthase complex; plasma membrane
Molecular function (GO): acyltransferase activity; 1,3-beta-D-glucan synthase activity
Source: RefSeq, a predicted model, not a curated record
AAUUGGAUAUCCAAUGUCUGCCAAACUGCUGUGAAUGUUGUGACAUGGGGAGUCUUCCCUGCAAAGGAGAUAAUCCAACCAACUGUUGUGGAUCCUGCCAGCUUUAUGGUGUGGAAGGAUGAGGCUCUCUAUUAAGAUUUAAUGGAAGGCUAUAAAGCUGUAGAAUUAAAUUUAGAGGACCAGUCGAAGGGGGAAAGGUCUCUCUGGGCACAAUGCCAAGCUGUGUCUGAUAUGAAAUUCACUUAUGUGGUAUCAUGCCAGCAAUAUGGAAUUCACAAGCGAUCUGGUGAUCCUCGAGCACAGGACAUCUUGAGGCUCAUGACAACCUACCCAUCACUUCGUGUGGCAUACAUUGAUGAGCUAGAGGAACCCAACAAAGACAAUUCCAAAAAGGUCAAUGAGAAGGCUUAUUAUUCUUGUCUAGUGAAGGCUGCUUUGCCAAAUUCUAAUUCUUCGGAUCCUGUGCAGAAUUUGGACCAGAUUAUUUAUAAAAUAAAACUUCCUGGACCAGCAAUCUUAGGUGAGGGAAAGCCAGAAAAUCAGAACCAUGCCAUUAUAUUUACACGUGGUGAAGGCUUGCAAACAAUAGAUAUGAACCAGGAUAACUACAUGGAGGAAGCAUUAAAAAUGAGGAAUUUGCUUCAAGAAUUUCUUAAAAAGCAUGAUGGUGUGAGGCACCAUACAAUUCUUGGGCUUAGGGAACAUAUAUUUACUGGAAGGUACUUGGCUAAGAUACUAGCACCUGAAGGUUCAAAGGAUGUGGCUGUGGGUCAACCUAUUGCAAUAACAGUUGAGGAUCCAGCUGAUAUUGAGACAGUAAACAAUAGUGUUUGCAGUGGUUCUGAAAUCAAAGAGGCAAAGCCAACGCAUCGUGAUGAUGGAAAUGAAGCUAAAGCUCAGAAAACAAGUGUUGCGAGGAUCAGUCCAUCUGCAAAGUUGCUAAUUACAGAAUAUGGAUUGGAUUUAUCAUCAUUAAAGGCAUCAGGCUCUCAUGGGACCUUUGUUGCUUGGCUGUGUUUAGUUUUCUACAAAUUAUCGUGCUAUUCUCCACUGAGAUUGCAGCUUGUGGGGAUUCAAUCACAUGCAGUGGAUAUUAGUGCAGCUACUUGAACGUGGACCUCAGAGGUAGGGUCCAAGGAAACUGAUGAAAAGGCUGAUGAGGUUCUAAAAUAGGAUAUUUUGGAUUGUUGGACGCCAGAAAAUCCCUAUGGAUGGACUAAAUCUAAGUGUUAAACAUUUCUAGAUUUAGACCAUCUAUAAUGAUUUUCUAGAGUCCAACAGUCCAAGAUAUCCAACUUUAGAACCUCAUCAGCCUUUUCUUCAAUUUCCUUGGACCCUACCUUUGAGGUCCACGUUCAAGUAGCUUGAAGAUGUUGGAGCUAAUCUGAAUGAAGGUUUUGAAACCUUUAUUGAAUAAAAAGGCUUUUUAUGUGGGUGGCUGAUAAAUGUACCUUGAUUUUAACUGAAGGAGAUUCAGCUAAGGCUCUUGCAUGAGAAUGCUUAGGGAAGAAUUACAGCUACUCCAGGAGCUUGGAUCAUAUGUUGGUGAAGUUGUCAAAGUAAUGGGGAAGAAUAAGGUUUUAGUUAAGAUAACUCCAUCAACAAGAGUUGCUCUCCGUAAUGACAGUUAUGUGCUUCAUUUAAUCUUGCCAACCAAAGUUGAUCCAUUGGUCAACCUCAUGAAAGUUGAAAAGGUUCCAGAUUCCACAUAUGACAUGAU